CUUUAUAUAAAUACAUCCAACAUGAGCAAUUCUACAAAUACUACUUCUGAUACUGCAAUAAAACAUGACACACCAGGUAUGAACAAUCAAACAUUAUCUGACAUAUCAACCUCCAUCGACGUAUCUCCGACAAAAACUGCCAAAAUGGAUACUAUAGAUAUUAAGAAUGACAAUAUCACUCAAUAUGAAACAAGGCCACGCGACAUGCUACCUGAUUUCCGGAAUUUCCGACAGAAUCAACAAGGUCUUCGAACUGAACUUGGUACCAAUGAUGCGCAGGAUAUUAUGCAUGCUUUAGCUCUUGCUCAACGGAAACCAAUGCCGUCAUCUUUAUCGACUUUAAAGCGUUCUAAAUCAACAACAUCACAAAAGUCAACAACAACAACAACAUCUGAAGAUCUUUCACAACAACAACAACAAAGAAUUCCUGAUUGGUAUCGUGUAGGUUGGACAGCAUUUUCAACUCGAACAAACCCUGGUGGUCCUCUACCUUUUUCGGCUACUGAAAAACCAAAAACAGAUGAUAUUCAAGUAUUGUUUAGUACUCUAUUUUAUCAUGAUUGGUGGAAACAAACUGGUGUGAUUUUUGCUAUUGGGAUUCUUUCUUGGUUCUUGGCUAUUAUGGGUGGAGGUCCUGUUACUUUUAUUAUUCUUUGUUUCUUUGUGGCAAGUUAUUAUUAUAUGUCAUCCAAACGAUUUCAACUUCAUGUUCGUGAUGAUAUUAAUCGUGAAUUGGUCAAUAUCCAUGUGCAAGAUAGUACUGAACCUGUCGAAUGGCUGAACAGUUUCUUGCAUAACUUUUGGUUGAUUUUUGAACCUGUUCUUUCAGCAUAUGUAGUGGAAAAUAUCGAUACUUAUCUUGUGGAUUAUUUACCUGGAUUCCUAGAUUCUGUACGAUUGACAACAUUCACUUUGGGAAACAAACCUUUUCGGAUCGAAAAUGUCAAAACUUUACAUACUGAAGCGGAUGUGGUGUGUAUGGAUUGGAUAGUGACCUUUGAACCAAAUGAUACAACUGGCAUGUCGAAAAAACAACUCAAAGAUCGUAUUAGUCCUCGUGUGGAACUCUCUAUUCGUCUGGGCAAAGGGAUGGUAGGUGCUGCAAUUCCAAUUUUGGUGGAAGAUAUGAGCUUCAAGGGUCAUUUACGUGUCAAACUUCAAUUUAUCAGCAAAUUUCCUCAUGUAAAAUUGGUCGAAGCUUGCUUUAUGGACAAACCUUACUUUGAUUAUGUAUUGAAACCUUUGGGAGGUGAUACUUUUGGUUUUGAUGUCAACAAUAUUCCAGGUCUUCAAGGUUUUGUUCGUGAUCAAGCCCAUGCUAUUCUUGGUCCUAUGUUUUAUUAUCCUAAUGUCUUUUCGUUUGAUUUGGAGAAAUUCUUUUCUGGAGAACUUGAUAUUACACAAGCCAACGGUGUACUUGCAGUUACUGUAUAUUCUAUUAGUACUGUGAAUCAUGGUGAUAUUCCUGGUGGUCAUCCCAAUAUGUACCUUCGAUUUUAUUUGGACAAGGCUCAAGAAUUAGGUCGAACGAAUGCUAUUGAUCAUUCUUCUCAACCUAAUUGGAAUGAAACUCACUUUUUACUACUAAAUAACUUGGACUCAAAACUGACGUUGGAACUCCGCAAUCAUGCUGCUGGUAAUGCAUUAAAGGAUCAUCGAAUUGCAAGAGGCCAUUUUCCAUUAUCAGAAUUGGGUGAAGAUGAUUAUACUGUUGAAAGAUUGGAUCUUGACUUGCUUCGAAAAGGAAAACGAAUCACAUCUUUACAAUUUGAAGCACGUUAUUUACCUGUAUCAAAACCAACUACCUUGGAAGAUGGCACAGUGGAACCUGCGAUUGAAUCAAAUUCUGGGGUCCUUCGUUUCACUGUUCAUGAAUGCAGAAACCUUAGAUCCAACAAGGUGAAUCCUUAUGCUGUAGUUAAGGUUAAUGGUGUACAACAAGUCAAAACGCCCGUCUUCAAGCGGAAUGCAAAUCCUAAAUUUGAACGACCUGGUGAAGUGGUGGUUUUGGAUCGUACAGAAGUCUCUCUUCAGGUUAAUAUCAUGGAUAGAGUUGAUUUUGGCGAAGAUACAGUUUUGGGCUCCUGGGAUUGUUACUUGGUACCCAUCAUGGAACAACAAAGCAACAAUGAUUACUGGUGGGAUCUACGUUUGAAUGACAAAACAUCUGGUCGACUUAGAUUCAGUGUGCAAUGGAAACCUGUCGUGAUGUCUAGUUUGAUUCAUGGACCUAUGGGACCUUCUGUUUACCGGGAGCCUAUCGGUGUGGUUCGUUUUUCAUUAUGGGAAGCUCGCGAUUUACGGAACGUGGAGGCUGUCACAGGUGGAAAAUCGGAUCCUUAUGUACGUAUUAUGUCUGGUUCUCAAAUACGUGCUCGUACUCAAGUGAUUGAUAACAAUCUUUAUCCUGAAUGGGGUGAAUUCCAUUAUGUACCUGUACAUUCUAUACGUGAAGAUUUGGUUUUAGAAGUAAUGGAUUGGAAUGCAAAAUCAAAAGACAAGUUAUUAGGUUCAACUACACUACGUAUCAAGGACUUGGUUCGACAAUGCUCUGGACCCAAAAAGGAUGAUCCUAACAAGUGGUAUGAACAAAUCGAAAAAAUUGACAAGUGGACUGUAUUACAAUCAUUAAACAAGAAAUCAACCAAAGGUGAACUUCGAUAUACUGCAGAAUUUUAUCCAACAUUGGCAUUAAGGAAGCCUGAAAAUGAUGAUCAAAAUGAAGUCAAAGAGGACGGUCAAGUAUCUAUGAAUGAAGGCAUUGACGAAAGCAAUACACAACAAGGCUCAGCAAAUCUGUCUCAGGAGGCAGUAUCGUCAACACCAAAAUUGAAUACACAUCAAGUAAAUUUGGAUAACGCCAACGAAAUGAUGGAUUUGAAUGGAGUACCUGUGAAAUGGACACCAGAUGGUCUUUUGGAUUUAAGUGCGUACAAUACGGGUGUACUGAAGAUACGGAUUCAUGAAGUACAACUCUCCAAAAAUGUUCACGCUUAUUGUGCAGUGAUGGUGGACAGUCUCUACUCUCAAUUCAAGACUUCGGCUAUUAAAGGUAGUCAUCUCGUAUUCAAUCAAGCAUCAGAUGCAUUUAUCAAGGAAGCGGAUUUUUCUAAGCUGGCGAUCGAAAUCAAACAUGUGGACUCGGAUGAGAAGAAUGACGAUCGGUAUGGCUAUUGGACAACUUCAGCAACAGAGAUCAUCCGUCAUAUACAGUAUCAAAAACGACACAACCCCAGCAACGGUGAACACCAAGAUCAUGACGAUGAACAAGAUGAUGGCACUCAAGGUGAAUGGUUUGAUUUACUGGAUACUCAAGGUGGACCUGGUCGAAUCCGAUUGAGUUUUGGGUAUAUUCCUCUUGUUCGAUUUGAAUUAAAUCCUGAUGAAAGUUUGGAAAAUCAAGGAAACUUGACAGUAACUCUACUAGGUGGAAAGAAUCUCAUGGCAGUGGAUAAAUCUGGUACAAGUGAUCCUUAUGUGGUAUUCACUAUCAAUGGUGAACGUGUGCAAAAGAGUCCUGUGAUCAAGAAAACUGUUAAUCCUACUUGGAAAAAUGUUCAAUUCACAGUACCCAUUUUAUCUCGGGUUACUGCAAGUUUCCGCAUUGAAGUCUUUGACUGGAAUCAAUUCCAAGGCGAUGCUCCCCUAGGAUCUGGUGGUAUAUCUAUUCGGAAUGAAUACGUCGAAAGUUUUGUUGCUCGUGAAGUUCGAAUUCCAUUGGAUGGUGUUGCUGGUGUAUCUGGAUUUGUACGUGUCCGCUUCCUUUGGCAACCACAAUUACUUACAACACGCAAGACUCAUACUUCCAUGUUGACAACUAUGAGAACAAUGACCUAUGGCGGAAGAACAACAUCCCUUUCUGGUUCAAAGGUCUUUGAUUUACCAAGCUCACCAUUACCACCAUCAAAUUCAUCAUCGAUAGCCAGUGGUAUAGGUCAUCAAAAAGAAUCAUCAACUCUGAAUGGACAUACUCAACAACAACAACAACAACAACAACAACAACAACAACAACAACAACAACAACAACAACAAAUGGAUAAUACCGUCAAACAAGUCAAUAACAUUAACCUAACAACAAUACCUCAUGGUACAGUGACUGUGUACAUUCUUGGUGCUCGUGGCUUACCUGGAGUAGAUAAGAAUGGUACUAGUGACCCGUUUGUUCAAGUCCGUCACCAUCAUCAUACCCUACAUAAGACAAAAGCAAUCAAGAAAUCGUUGGAUCCGGAAUGGAAUGAAUCUUUUCAAUUUGAACUGACCAAGCCUGAAGAAACUGUAUUGGAAUAUCAUGUCAAGGAUUACAAUAGGUUUAGUUCGUCAGUAGAAUUGGGAAUAUUUGAACAGGAUUUUGGUAAGUUUAUGGAAUUGUAUAGUCAAAAAUCUGUGGAUCAAUGGGUGUCUCUCAAACCUCAUGGUCAACUUCAUUUGAAAUUAAAUUUUGUACCUCAUUAAUUACACAUUUUAUCAAUAAACAAAUGUGAAAAUUCUUCCAAUUUGUAUCCACCUACAUACUUCUCUAACUCUUUUAUUGAUGAUCAUAUAUUUCAU
Halteromyces radiatus is the source of this 4548-nucleotide messenger RNA. RefSeq names its product C2 domain-containing protein. Lineage: Eukaryota; Fungi; Mucoromycota; Mucoromycetes; Mucorales; Cunninghamellaceae. The record is from RefSeq and is a predicted model, not a curated record. The transcript is spliced from 14 exons. Bases 22 to 4452 code for a protein of 1476 amino acids. Gene Ontology annotation, molecular function: lipid binding.